Molecule: messenger RNA, 3032 nt
Organism: Nipponia nippon (crested ibis)
Lineage: Eukaryota; Metazoa; Chordata; Aves; Pelecaniformes; Threskiornithidae
Source: RefSeq, a predicted model, not a curated record
CUCUACGUCGCCUGCCGCAAGAGCCUGGUGCCCACGGUGGGGAGCGGCCUGAUGGAGGGGAACGGCGUGUCGCUGACCAGGAUCCUGCGCUCCGCCAGGCUCAGUUUAAUUCAGUUUUUUAGCAAAAUGAAGAAGUGGAUGGACAUGUCAAAUCUGCCACAGGAAUUCCGAGAGCGAGUGGAGAGGCUGGAGAGAAAUUUUGAAGUGUCAACUGUGAUUUUCAAAAAAUUUGAACCAAUAUUCUUGGAUAUAUUUCAAAACCCUUACGAAGAAACUUCUAAACCACAGCGAAGCAGGAAACAGAGACGGGUGCCAUGCGGUGUGAAAGAUCUCUUCAACUUCUGCUGGACUCUCUUUGUGUACACGAAGGGUAAUUUCCGUAUGAUUGGAGAUGAUUUAGUAAAUUCCUAUCAUUUGCUUCUGUGCUGCUUGGACCUGAUUUUUGCAAAUGCCCUUUUGUGUCCAAAUAGAAGAGAUUUGCUAAAUCCGUCGUUUAAAGGCUUACCAGCGGACUUCCACGCGACAGAGAUCAAAGCCUCUGAAGACCCUCCUUGCAUCAUUGCCACACUAUGUGAGCUGCAUGACGGGCUUUUAGUAGAAGCAAAAGGAAUAAAGGAACACUACUUUAAACCAUACAUUUCAAAACUAUUUGAUAGGAAGAUCUUAAAAGGAGAAUGUCUGUUGGAUCUUUGCAAUUUUACAGAAAAUAACAAAGCACUGAAUAAAGAGUAUGAAGAGUACGUUCUGACAGUGGGGGACUUUGACGAGAGAGUUUUUCUAGGAGCUGAUGCUGAAGAAGAAAUUGGCACUCCUCGAAAAUUUCCUGCAGACGUGCCGGUAGGGAAAACGGCAGCAAGAGCUCAUGUGGAGUGUCAUCUUCAGCAGCAUUUUGAAAAGAAAAGGUCAUUUGCACCUUCAACUCCACUGACUGGAAGAAGAUACCUACGAGAGAAGGAAGCUGUCAUCACUCCUGUUGCUUCAGCAACACAAAGCGUGAGCCGGCUGCAGAACAUUGUGGCUGGAUUGAAAAAUGCACCGAGCGAACAACUUAUAACUAUUUUUGAGUCUUGUGCACGCAGCCCUAUGGAAAGCAUUAUGAGCAGAGUGAAAGAAAUAGGUGAGACGUUCUGUCGCAGCUACACUCAGUCAACAGAUGAACAGCCAGGAUCUCAUAUAGAUUUUGCUGUAAACAGAUUAAAACUGGCAGAGAUCUUGUACUAUAAAAUCUUGGAGACUGUAAUGGUGCAAGAAACACGAAGACUACAUGGGAAGGAUCUGACUGCUCUCUUGGAACAAGAUGUCUUUCACCGCUCUCUGAUGGCGUGCUGCUUGGAGAUCGUGCUUUUCGCAUAUAGCUCACCGCGUACCUUUCCCUGGAUCAUUGAAGUUCUUGACCUCAGGCCAUUCUAUUUCUAUAAGGUAAUUGAAGUACUGAUUCGGUCCGAGGAAGGACUUUCCAGAGACAUGGUGAAGCACCUCAACAGCAUUGAGGAACAAAUUCUCGAGAGUCUCGCCUGGACUCGGGACUCGGCACUGUGGAGUGCCCUCCAGGCCUCAGAAAACAAGGUCCCAACCUGUGAAGAGGUAAUAUUUCCCAGUAAUUUCGAAGCAAGCAAUGGAGGAGGCGGGCUUGGGCAUUUGCCUAUGAUGCCAAUAUCUCCUAUAAUUCAUCCUCGAGUAAAAGAAGUUCGGACAGAUCUUGGUGGGAGUUUAAGACGGGACACGCAGCCAUUGUCACCAAUCUCUGUUCACGAGCGCUACAGUUCUCCCACAGCUGGAAGUGCUAAGAGAAGGCUCUUUGGAGAUGACAGCCCCAAAGAAAUGCAGAUGGAAAAAAUUUUAACCGAAGGAACAAAGUUGACAAUUGCUCCAGCGUCAAGCAUUUCUGCUGAAAAUGUGUCGGUGUCUCCUGGCCAGACGGUACUGACCGUGACAACAGCUACAGUACCGGGAAAAACGGGACAGAAGGUUACUAUCCCACUGCACGGUCAGCCAUGUAAAAUGGAGGCUCAGGCUCCCUGCCACCCUCAGGUGAAUCAAGCACAAGAAGCGCAUCUGUCAUCAGCAAGCAAACCAAAGAAAACGGGAUCCUUGGCACUGUUUUACAGAAAGGUUUAUCAUCUGGCAAGUGUGCGCUUGCGUGAUCUGUGCUUAAAACUGGAUGUUUCCAAUGACUUGCGCAGGAAGAUAUGGACAUGCUUCGAAUUCACUUUGGUUCAUUGUGCUGAUCUGAUGAAGGACAGACACUUGGACCAGCUCCUCCUUUGUGCCUUUUAUAUCAUGGCAAAGGUAACCAAAGAGGAAAGAACUUUUCAGGACAUAAUGAAAAGUUACAGAAAUCAGCCACAAGCGAACAGCCACGUUUACAGGAGUGUCUUGUUGAGAAAUGUUUCUGCCGAUGUCCUGUCGGACAAAAAUGCAAACCAAGAUGUGGAGAUGACAGAAGACUCGUCGGUGAAAGCGGGUGGUUCCUCGGGACGAUGCGCAGCAGAGAGCGAGUCGGGAACGGAGGAGAGAGGAGACCUGAUUAAAUUUUACAAUGCAGUCUAUGUAGGAAGAGUAAAAUCAUUUGCACUGAAGUACGAUAUCACAAACCAGGAUCAUGUAGUGGAAGCCCCUCCCUUGUCUCCAUUCCCCAACAUUAAGCAACAGCCAGUGUCUCCUCGACGGAUCUCUCAACAGCACUCCGUUUACGUUUCGCCGCACAAGAAUGGUGCCUGCUUGACACCCCGAACUGCGCUGCUCUAUAAAUUCAAUGGGAGCCCUUCCAAGAGUUUGAAGGACAUCAACAAUAUGAUAAAACAAGGUGAACACAGGAGUAAGAAACGAGCAAUAACAAUUGAUAGUGACACUGAAUCCCCUACGAAGCGACUCUGCCAAGAAAACGAUGAUGUUCUACUUAAACGUCUCCAGGAUGUUGUCAGUGAAAGAGCAAAUCAUUAGAACUGCCGAUUUUCUGUGGGAUCUAAGAGCUAUGGAGUUAGAUACAGCUGUUGCACUAUUUCUUGCUUGUGUAUACAGACAACUGCCAA